Messenger RNA from Parasteatoda tepidariorum (common house spider), 456 nucleotides. Its product is annotated as alpha-aspartyl dipeptidase. Gene Ontology annotation, molecular function: serine-type peptidase activity. The record is from RefSeq and is a predicted model, not a curated record. Lineage: Eukaryota; Metazoa; Arthropoda; Arachnida; Araneae; Theridiidae. Gene Ontology annotation, biological process: proteolysis.
UCUAUUUUAUUAGGGUUUCAAGUUGAAAGCAUUCAUAACAAACCAGACCCAGGUUUAGCAAUCAGUGAAUGUGAUGGGAUCUUUGUUGGUGGUGGGAAUACUUUUUUGUUGUUGAAAACUUUGUAUGAAAAGGAUUUGAUCGAACCCAUUAGGACAGCUGUUUUCAAAAAAGGUAUUCCCUACAUUGGUUCUAGUGCUGGUACAAAUGUUGCAACAAGAAGUAUUAGUACAACCAAUGACAUGCCCAUCUGUUUUCCACCAACUUUAGAAGCAUUGAAAUUAGUACCAUUUAAUAUUAACCCUCAUUACAUAGAGGCUGAUCCUAACAGUAAACAUAUGGGGGAGACUAGAGAAGAUAGAAUAAAAGAAUACCUUAAUGAACCUGGAUCAGCACCUGUUUUGGUAAUUUUUCUUCUUCAUUUUUUUAAGGUAUUUUCUUAAGCUGAGAUGGCUAAG